AUGACUGAACGGUGGAACAUUAGCAAUAGUGCGUUGCGAGGUGGCUUGGGACCGGGCGGCACGGGCAGUGGUAGCAAUACGGGCAGCAACGGUGUUGGCAACGGUUGCAUUACCUUAGGUCAUCCAGUAGUAGCGGCCGGAGAUGGUAACAUCGGCGGGGCAGGAAUCUCAGCAGCACCACACAGUACGGGAAGCACCGGCGGACCUACUACCUUCAGUGCGCCGAACGGAGAGUCGGGCAUUUUGCGGCGGACUGGUCAUUACCAUCAUCUCGGUGGCGCACCGGACAGCUUUGACGAUCUGCUAGUGUUCGGGUACUCGUGCAAAAUCUUCCGCAAUGACGAGAGAGCACGGUUCAUCGAUCAGGGCCGGCAUCUGAUACCGUGGAUGGGCGACAAUCAGUUGAAGAUAGACAGAUAUGAUGCACGCGGUGCAUUGCACGAUCUCGCACCGUACGAGCCACCUGCGGGUGGAUAUCAAGAUCGUUUGGAGGGUCUUACGGCGGCAGAACAGAAGGCGGAACAACUAUGCGAAGAGGAACGCUACUUCAGCCUUUACAGCAAUGAAGUUGAGGAGGAAAUGUAUCAAGACGAAGUUCGCAAACGGGAAAUGCUCUUGGGCAACCAGGUGCCCUUCAAUUACGAUGCACCAGUACCUCAGGAAGGCGCACCCGUUGCGACGGUCGAAGAACGUACCAGCGCCGAUGAACAAGAUGACGAUCCGUACAAAGUACCGAAGGGCUUCGAAAUUCUUCCGGACAUUCCAUUGCCGGAGACCAUGAAGGAGCACGCCAUAAUUGAGAAAACGGCCAAAUUCAUCGCUUCCCAGGACGCCCAAAUGGAGAUCCUGCUUAAGACGAAACAAUCGAACAAUCCGUUGUUUAAUUUUCUUAACCAAACUGAUCGCCUGUUUCGCUACUACCGACAUGUGCUGCUUGCGUUUCGCACCAAUCAGUAUCCAAUUAUGCCGGAGCAGCAAAGCGACGAUCGGAAGGGAAAGGGAUCGAACAGCGAGAAUGGAACGGAUACCGAGACGAGCGAAUCAUCCGCACAAAUACAGCCGAAAAUUGUUGUUCCGGCCAUCAAAUACAAACCAUCGGUGGACUGUGCCUAUACGCAGCUUAUUAGUAAGAUUACGGGAGCUCCUAUUCCGACAAUGGUUUCGGAGGAACCAAAUAACGUAACGGAAGCACCGGCAUCCACACAGCAAACCCGCAACACAACGGACAUUGAACACAAUCCGGAGGGUGCAAGUACUUCCGUGGAGGUAAAGAAAGUAUCCACCGGUUUGGCUGGUUUGGUUCAGUACGAUUCUGACAGUGGUGACAGUGACGAUAACGACAGCGAACAGGACCAGAAGGAGAAAAGGAAAAUGGAUGGCUCGAAAAAGGGGAAGGAGCUCGCACCAUUCGAAGGAAUUGUUCCACCGCUAACCAUUCAUAACAUCAUCGAUCGAACGGCGAUAUAUGUGGCAAAGAAUGGGUACAGCUUCGAAGAGGCCUUGCGUGCCAAACAGGAUGCUCGCUUUGUGUUUCUGAAUCAAGCGCACGAGUACUACCCGUACUAUGCGUAUCGCGUGCGUCAGCGCAUGAAUGCAGGCGAUCUUGGAUUGGGAUUACAACCUCCCAGCCCACCGCCGGCGAAGGUGCGAACGGAAACGGAGAACGGAACCGUGGUCGAAACGACACCAAGUCUGGGCAUUAAAGCUGUUCAUACGGCGGCCCCCAAGGCAAUUCCCACACCGGUGACGAAUAUACAGCACCAGAAGCUAGGGGCACCGGUUAGCUUUUCACUCGUACGAAAGCAGAAAGAAGAGGGCGGUGCGGUAAAGACAAUGCCCGGGUUAGGGAGCGAUGAGGAAGAAGAUGAUAAAGAUUCGAAACAACAGGAAGUCCAUGAGGAUAAAGAGCAGACUACAGAGAGUGACGUUGUGGUAAAGAAAUUGUCAGACAGUAAGGAGGAAGAUUCGAAUGAUGUUGGUAAGACUCCGAACGUCAGUAAAGACGAUACCGAUAGUGAACUAUUUUUAGAUGGAGCAGAUGUACUGGAAGCAACUUCACCACCUGCCUGUAUUGUAACACCUUCUGGAACUCAAAAGUCCGAACGAGAACCGUCAGAUGCGAAGGAAAAACAGGCAGAGCGUAAAAAACGUGCCAAUCUGUUCGUGAACCUCAUCAAGCACGUCGAACGGAAGGUUGAUGUAGCGCAAGAACCGACGGAAAACAAUACGGCGAUUGAAAAACCAGCACCUACUGAACCCACACCGAAAGAGGCUGCUAUUAGUGACGCGGAAAAUGAAUCAAUCCAUUCAGUGCGCUCGACCAGCAUGUCACCGAAGGAAGCGACUCCGAGUAUACCAACCUUGAACGCCAACAUAACCACGACGGUGAUCGAAGACGAUGAUGACGAUGACGUUGUGCUGGUGAGUGAAACACGGCCAGAUCCCAACCCGCGGUCCCGAUCACGUUCCCACGGGGACUACGCGUCCGAUACGCAGCGUUCCGGCAAUGGUACCGAACGGCGAUCAAAGAAGAAAAAAUCCAAAAGCCACCAUCGCUCGACACGGGUAAAGAAGAAAGCGAAGAAAAAAUCACGCUCUCGAUCGGUGUCCCGGUCCGAACGAUCCUGCUCGCGGCACUCGCGCAUUCGCAAACGUAGCCGCAGCAGAAAUCGUCGUGAUCGCACUAGAUCACACAGUCGAUCCAGCAGUGAAGAUAAUCAAUCCACCAGACAUGGUGAUCGUAUCAAGCGUAUGAAAAAAACCAAACGUGCCACCCGCAGUAGAUCCAUUUCCCGAUCACAAUCCCGGUCCCGUUCACCCACUUACAAGCGGUCCCGAUCGCGUUCCAAAACGAAACGGAUGCGAAAACGGAACGCAUCCGUCGAGCGACAUAAACGGAAGCAUCGUUCGCGCAGUCGUAGCUCACGCCGGAACAGCGACAGUGACAAGGAAGAUCGUAGCCGGCAUCAUCGUGCACAGCGAAGACGUGACGGACACUACGAGUACGAUGAGCGAUAUCCACCGGCAAGAGCACGAUACUGGGAUUGUUAA
Anopheles marshallii is the source of this 3051-nucleotide messenger RNA. RefSeq names its product protein suppressor of white apricot (gene su(w[a])). Gene Ontology annotation, biological process: RNA processing; mRNA 5'-splice site recognition. The coding region runs from base 1 to 3051 and encodes 1016 amino acids. Lineage: Eukaryota; Metazoa; Arthropoda; Insecta; Diptera; Culicidae. The transcript is spliced from 3 exons. Gene Ontology annotation, molecular function: RNA binding. The record is from RefSeq and is a predicted model, not a curated record.